AGGAUGUGGUUGCUUUCCAAUUCAACAAAUUGACUUCCAAUCAGUGUAAUUAACCGUGGACUUAUUAUGAGCCUCAGUUAACCUGUGAUUUGAAAUUUCAAAACCAAAGAAGAAAAUCAGAAUGGGGAAGACGAAAAGAAUCGAAAGUGAAGACAAAAAAGGACAAUUCAAAAAUCCAUUCAUCGAAGGAGUACGAUGGAUCGAGCGUUAUGCAACUGCGUUGGAUUCAUUCUGGGCCACAUUGCCUGAAUACAUUAGGAAUACCGUUGCUACAGUGGCCAUAUUUUUGAUGGCAUCUUCAAUUAAAGGUGAUUGGCUGGCUAUCGCAGUACAUUUUUUUAAGCACGCUACAGGAGGAAGCCAAGUACUUGAGUCCGCAGACAAGCUACCUCCGUUGAAUCACACCGACUCGAAUGUGAAUGGCUCCCUGGCUAUCGAUAUACUCGAAAACCUGAACCUACGGGGAUUACCUCAUUACCUGAUAACGGCGAUUGUGGGAUCGUUUUUCAUUUACUUCGGAGUAGGUGGGUUUAUUCACUGGUACUACUAUAUCAAUAAACGUGAUCGAGCACGUGAAUGGAAAUGCCAGCCGGAGAAAUUCUUAUCACCCGAACUGGAACUGCACGAGAUUUGUGUGGGAGGAUUUUCGAUGCUGUUGAUGAGCUGUUUGAGUGGAAUACUUUCCUGUUAUGCUAUGAACAAUGGUCGCCUUCUGACCCUUUAUUAUCGCUGGGAUGAGUACGGAUGGUGGUGGUUUUUCGCUCAAAUCGUUAUUAUUUUCGUUUAUCAGGACUACUUGACAUACUGGAUCCAUCGAAUAUACCAUUGGCCAUGGUUGUACAAACAUUUUCAUAAGCUACACCAUACCUACAAACAGCCGACAAUAUUCUCAGUCACUGCUAUCCAUCCGUUUGAAAUUAUGCACGUACAAUUGACCAUGCUGCUUCCGAUUUUCGUUAUACCAACACAUUGGGCCGCGUUCUACUUCAUUGAACUGUACACUUACGUCCAUGGAAUGCUGAACCACAGUGGAGUGGACAUCAAAUCGUUUUGGUGGCAACCCUGGCAACCUGACACCAUGUUUCACGAUAACCAUCAUCAAUACUUUCACGUCAAUUUCGGCUUCAACAUUUACCUUUGGGAUAAGUGGCACGGAACGUACCGGAAGAAAGAUCGUGUGUAUUCAGAGGACAUUUUCUUCGGUAAGGGUAAAGCAUUCGAGGAAGUUUCCAAAGAAGCUUUGCUGAAUGAUCUUAACAACAGAAGAACCGAAAACGUGAAAGCCUAUCGGGAUACUGCGGAAUAUAGUAUCGAUGAGAGGCUUUCGAAACAGUUAUUGGAAUGAUGAACUUAGGCGACGAUUUGAUC
Messenger RNA from Uranotaenia lowii, 1368 nucleotides. RefSeq lists its product as uncharacterized. Lineage: Eukaryota; Metazoa; Arthropoda; Insecta; Diptera; Culicidae. Gene Ontology annotation, biological process: sterol biosynthetic process. The record is from RefSeq and is a predicted model, not a curated record. Gene Ontology annotation, molecular function: iron ion binding; C-4 methylsterol oxidase activity. The coding region runs from base 122 to 1345 and encodes 407 amino acids. The transcript is spliced from 5 exons.